AUGGAUGAAGAUUCUUUUCCACAUUAUCGUCGACGAAAUAAUGGUAAAAAUUUUGAACGUCCUGGUCAUGAUGUUGCUGCAAUAACUUUUGAACCUAAAACUGAAAAUAUAAUUAUUGAUCAUGAUGAGAUCCAUAAUUAUAUCGAAACUCGUUAUGUUGGUCCUGUUGAGGCCAGUUGGCGUAUACUUGGCAAAAAAUUACAAGACAAAAGUCAUGUUGUAUUACGUUUACCAGUUCAUUUACCUAAUGAACAAAAUAUUACCAUUGAAAAUGAAUGUGUUGAAGAUGUCUUGUUUUCUGUUGUAGAUCAAGUUACUAUGUUGAUAGACUAUUUUGCUUUAAAUUUGCGUGAUGAGGAAGCUAAAAAUUAUUUAUAUACAGAAAUCCCACGUUAUUACACAUUUAAGAAAAUAAAAAUUAAUGAUAAAAAUGUUUCACGUUGGACUAAACGUAGAGCAACAAGUUUUCAAAAUUUAAAAGUUGUAAAUGGAGAAACACAUCAAACAUUUCCUGCUGCAUGCUUAGCCUUAGGGUUAAUUGAAGAUGAUGAAGAAUGGAAUAGAGCUAUGAAUGAAGCUGUGAAAUGGAUGAUGCCACAACAAUUACGUAGAUUAUUUAGUCGAAUUUUAAUACAUUGUAAUCCACUAUAUCCUGAAAAAUUAUGGGAAAGUUUUAAAGACGCUUUAUCAGAAGAUUAUGUCAGGAAUAUUGAAAUAGAUAUUUUCAUUUUGGACGAAGCACCAAUGGCUCCACGAUAUGCCUUAGAGAUUAUGGAUCGCACCUUACGUGACAUUACUGAUAAUAAUUUACCAUUUGGUGGAAAAAUUAUUAUUUUGGGUGGAGAUUUUAGACAACUACUUCCAAAAACACAUAGUACCAGAAGUGAAAUUGUUAAUUUAUCCAUCAAAUUUAGUUCAACUUGGAAAUAUUUUGAGAAAUUUUCUUUAUCCCAAAAUAUGCGAGUUCUUUCGGAAGAACCUGAAUUUGCAAAUUUUUUACUGGAUUUAGGUGAUGGAAAUUUAAAUGAUUCUAAUAAUAAUAUACAGAUACCUCAAUGUUGUAUUGCAUCACCUGAUACAGAUAUCGUUGCAGAUAUAUAUGGAGAUUUAAUUAAAAAAAAGGAUUUUUUGAAACUCGCUAAUUUUGUAAUACUUUCAGCUAGAAAUACUGAUGUUGAAGAAAUAAAUAAACGAGUUGUAGAAUUAUUAGAUUCUUCUGGUGAACGAAUAUAUACAAGUAUUGAUAGUAUUGUAAAUUCUGAUG
Messenger RNA from Mycetomoellerius zeteki, 1264 nucleotides. RefSeq lists its product as uncharacterized. Gene Ontology annotation, molecular function: DNA helicase activity. NCBI's taxonomy places the organism in Eukaryota, Metazoa, Arthropoda, Insecta, Hymenoptera, Formicidae. The transcript is spliced from 4 exons. The annotation marks the transcript as partial. The record is from RefSeq and is a predicted model, not a curated record. Gene Ontology annotation, biological process: telomere maintenance; DNA repair.